This is a messenger RNA of Ostrea edulis (European flat oyster), 4152 nucleotides long. RefSeq lists its product as uncharacterized. Lineage: Eukaryota; Metazoa; Mollusca; Bivalvia; Ostreida; Ostreidae. Gene Ontology annotation, cellular component: nucleus. Gene Ontology annotation, biological process: positive regulation of Notch signaling pathway. The transcript has 9 exons. Bases 130 to 2643 code for a protein of 837 amino acids. The record is from RefSeq and is a predicted model, not a curated record.
AAUAUUUUUACAUACUAUUAAAAUGAAGUUAUAAUUCCACUAAUUGCUGGCUGAAUAUGUUUUUAUAAUCUCAUUGAAAAAAUACCAUAAAUUCUAAUUGAAGCGUUUAGUUGACUAAGAUUUUUGCCCAUGUGGGGAUCCAAUACAUUCUCUGGUGAGAGAUUGGAUCCAAUACUGAAUACAAUCAUAAUGCAGGCAGUUUGGAACAAUCGUCUCUUGAAACCUCCACCAACAAUAUCUCUUUCUACCCCUUUGAAAGAGAGAGGUAAAGUGACAUUGGUAUUAAAUGUCUUGAAGGAGAUGCAAAAUGUGAAGGACAAGCAGAGUGCCCUAAACAUCGAGGAGUUUGCACUGUGUCGUAUUAUUUACAAACUGAAUUCUCAGUUACGCAGUGAAAAAACUCUUCAGUUUUUAAAGAGGAUAAAGGUGUGUUUAACAAAGUUAGCUGGGAUGAAAAUAGAAAAGGCUGUGGAUGAUAUAUUGCACAUUUUACAACAGAGCAAUCUGAUGGCCAGAAACACGUAUCUUCCUUCACAACAAAUGAUGGAGCACCUACUGGUUAAAUUGAUGGGAGUCAGAAACUUGUACAGACAAACAAUAAACUACUGUUUCACAGCUUACGUUCAUCUGAAACAACAGCUGACCAUUGGAACACUGGUACCACAAAAUUUAGCUUUGAUGGCCCUGGUUAGCAGACUUUGGGUACUGACAAGAACCUGUUUCUACAGCUGUACACACUGGUAUGAAGAACUCCGCCCCUGUCUAGGGUUAUUCCUACCUAUUGAACACCCAUGGUUACCAGAUGAUGUUGUUCUACCCAACACUAUUGCUGAAUCAGAUGAUGAUCCAGAACCAUUAGACAUUAACCAAAGUAGUGCAUAUCAUGCAAAGUAUUUUCUGGAAAGAGAAGGACCCAAAAAGAAAAUUGAUUUUCUUUCUCAAAGAGACACUGUUGGGGAGGAUAGUGAAGAUGAAUCAGAAGAUGGAGAGAAUCUCCAUCAUUCUGUCUCGCACAAAGCUGGUCAAAAAACACUUCCAGUGUCAAUAGUUGACAGAAAUAAUGUAGCGAGAUCAAAAAAAGUCCCAAGUAGAGGUGACGAAAAGUGUAUAUCCAAGGCACAAGGUACAGCCUCCCACACAUCACAGUCCAGUGAAGACGAAGGUGAGCCUGUUUUAAGAACUUGGCAGACGAGUAACAUUGUGUCACACCCACCAGACUCAAGUGAAGAUGAAGGUGAGCCUGUUUUAAGAACUCGGCAGACGAGUAGCGUUGUGUCACACCCACCAGACUCGAGUGAAGACGAAGGUGAGCCUGUUUUAAGAACUUGGCAGACGAGUAACAUUGUGUCACACCCACCAGACUCAAGUGAAGAUGAAGGUGAGCCUGUUUUAAGAACUCGGCAGACGAGUAGCGUUGUGUCACACCCACCAGACUCGAGUGAAGACGAAGGUGAGCCUGUUUUAAGAACUCGGCAGACGAGUAGUUUUGUGUCACACCCACCAGACUCGAGUGAAGACGAAGGUGAGCCUGUUUUAAGAACUCGGCAAACGAGUAGCGUUGUGUCACACCCACCAGACUCGAGUGAAGACGAAGGUGAGCUUGUUUUAAGAACUAGGCAAACGAGUAGCGUUGUGUCACACCCACCAGACUCAAGUGAAGACGAAAGUGAGCCUGUUUUAAGAACUCGGCAGAUAAAUAAAGCUGUUUCACAAAGCCCAAAACAAUCAAAAGAAUUUGCAGAAGUUUCUGUUGGUAAAACACAACAAAUUGUUAAAAAUAAAACAGAACUUGUGGCAUGUGGUCCUCUUUGUGUUAGAAAGCCAAAAAUCACAAGACAUCGUGAUGUGUCCAGUCACGUGGAAACUGAGAGUAGAUGUGUUUCUCAUGCUUAUCUUCAUGCCAAAAUCAUCAAAAAAAGUUCAGUUCAAGAACUUAUUCAGAUGCUUAAUGAUGUGCAUCUUACAAAUCAAGAUGAAAGGCAACUAGUCAAGUCUUGCAUCGAGACUUUAGAGAAAAUAAGAAAUGAAUGUCGAAGGAACGUUCAUCCUCUCACGCAGAACAAGAAAGCAAGAAAAGCAAGGAAACUUGUGAUGCGAAUGAAUUCAGAACUUGCUCAGCUCAGAGCUGUUCAAUGUGAACAAAAGAAAAAGAAAAUGCGAGUCAAAGAGCAAUGGAAAAUAACCACACCCUUAAGAGUAAUGGAUGGAAAGAGUUAUGAAGACCCAAAACCAAGAAAGAAAAGAAAACGAGAGCAACAGAAUACUACCACGCAAUCAAUGGUAACGGAUGUAGACCCAAAACCAGGAAAGAAAAGAAAACGAGAUAAUCAAGUAGGAAUAAGUGACGAGAAGAAAAAAUGUAAGGGAAGGAAGUCGGAAACACCUGCUCAAAUAUCAGAUGGAUUCCAAGCUGCCUCAAAGGAAAGUCAAUGCAAGUUUUUAAAAAUGGUAAAGCAAUGGCAGAAAUGUGUGAAAGAAUCUUCUACAUGGACCUCAGGAGGAGUGAAACACAAGCUAAACAACACAGCUAAGAAAAAAACAUUCUUGAAGAAGUUAAAAGCUGUUAAGCAGAAAUAUUUGAAUGAAGAAUUGACAGAGGAAGAAUGUAUCAAAGCAAUUGAUUCCUAUCUAAUUUCAGUUUGAGGAGAUCUUCUAAAUCAAGCGAAGCAGUUUGGUAUUAAACAGAAUUUAGUUACUUUAUACUUUGUUAAGAAUAUAGUCUUGCAUAUCUGUCAUGUUUGAGGAUUUUUUAUGAUCAAUUUGAUUUGAAUGGGUUUACAGUGAGUACAUGUAUGUAGACUAUUUUUAGAAAGCCUCAGUCUGUUGCCAAGGAUAUCUCAGUAAAUGGAACAAUGUGGAUUUCCAUACACUGGAUUCCAAAACUACACAAAAACCUUUACAAAGAUACACUGCAGGAUCCAGUAAACAUUCCACCAAGUCCCCAUCUUUACUUCUCACGAAAACAUUAAAUGCUGUGAAGGAGAAACUUCAUACACAUUGUGCCAUGCAAAAAGUGGUGUAAAUCAGAAAAUUAAAGAACUAUUUUAGUAUUAAAUUUGAAAUGACAAAUCUUUCCUCAAAUGAACAGCAUCAAAAUAUACUUAGACGGGACGUAUUAUGUUAUGGCGAUGCCCUUGUGUCUGUCUGUCAGAGUUCAUGUUUUCUAUACUUUUUUCCAUAACGGAUGCAUGUACAGCUUUGAAAUUUGAUCACAAUUUCUCCAUCGAGAAGCGUAAGAAUGAGUUUGUAUUUCAGCUGGAUUGGUGCACCUUGACCUACUUUAGGCUAUAAGUAGGUAACAGUUUUUCCGGACUUUUUUUUCAUUACGGAUACAGAUAUUGCCCUGAAAUUUAGUCAUAAGCUUUCUCUCAGAGGAAUACAAUUUUGCAUUUUAGCUGGAUUGGUACACCAUGUCCUACUUUAGGGGUAGGUCAAACAGUUUUCCAUGUUUUUGUUGUUGUGGAUACAGGUAUUGCCCUGAAAUUUUGUCACAACCUCCCUCUCAAAAAAAAUACAUUUUGAUCACAUUAAGGCUAAAACUAGGUCACAUAGUUUCCUGGACUUUUUCUCAUCAUAGGUACAGAUAUUGCACUGACAUUUUGUCGCAACCUCCCUCUCAGAGAAAUACAUAAUCAGUUCACAUGUGAAACGGAUUGCUGCACCAUGACCUACUUUAAAGCUUUUCUAUUCAGAAUGUGUGUUGUAUCAAUUCACAGUGCAUGUAAUGCUUCCAGGUUGAAUUUCACUGUCCAACGGGUGCAUAGUGUACCAUUUGUGGUACUCUUAUUGACAUCAUAGAUGACUUGUUUCUUCAAUGAAAAUGGAACCCAGAAAUAUUCAUUUCUUAUGUAUAGUCAUCCAAAAAUUACUUCCUCAUUGACAAUAUCUAAGUAGUUUAUGGUGAUCAGGUCUUCCAACAGUCCAUUAGAAUUUCCAUGGGCACCAACUGUGCUCCAUUAUUAGCUGACUUGCUUAUAUAUUUUUAUGAGGCAGAAUUUAUUCAAAAGCUUCUACAUGACCAGAAAAAAAUCUUUUGCUGUGGCCUUCUGAUCGACAUUAAAAUAUAUCUUUUAUAUAUUAAUAAUAGACAUUGUCAUUUAUAGGCUGAUUUGAUAUAUCCCAGUGAACUUGAAAUAAAAGAUACCAGAGUUA